This is a messenger RNA of Balaenoptera acutorostrata (minke whale), 2784 nucleotides long. Its product is annotated as PC4 and SFRS1-interacting protein-like. Lineage: Eukaryota; Metazoa; Chordata; Mammalia; Artiodactyla; Balaenopteridae. Gene Ontology annotation, biological process: regulation of transcription by RNA polymerase II. Gene Ontology annotation, cellular component: nucleus. The record is from RefSeq and is a predicted model, not a curated record. The transcript has a single exon. Bases 135 to 1727 code for a protein of 530 amino acids. Gene Ontology annotation, molecular function: transcription coregulator activity; double-stranded DNA binding.
GGGACACCCCGAGGCAUCCUCCCCCUCCCGCCGCCGCGGGAGCCUCGGCUGCCGUCCUCCCUCCCGCAUCCCCUCACAGUCCGCACCGCCACACCUCCUCCCUGUGCUCGGACCCCCGGCCUCGCCCCCGAAACAUGACUCGCGAUUUCAAACCUGGGGACCUCAUCUUCGCCAAAAUGAAAGGUUAUCCUCAUUGGCCAGCUCGAGUAGAUGAAGUUCCUGAUGGAGCUGUAAAACCACCCACAAACAAACUACCCAUUUUCUUUUUUGGAACUCAUGAGACUGCUUUUUUAGGCCCAAAGGACAUAUUUCCUUACUCAGAAAAUAAGGAAAAGUACGGCAAACCAAAUAAACGAAAAGGCUUUAAUGAAGGUUUAUGGGAGAUAGAUAACAAUCCGAAAGUGAAAUUUUCAAGUCAACAGGCAUCAACUAAACAAUCAAAUGCGUCAUCUGAUGUUGAAGUUGAAGAAAAAGAAACUAGUGUUUCAAAGGAAGAUACUGACCAUGAAGAAAAAGCCAGCAACGAGGAUGUGACUAAAGCAGUUGACAUAACCACUCCAAAAGCUGCCAGAAGAGGGAGAAAGAGAAAGGCAGAAAAACAAGUAGAAACCGAGGAGGCAGGAGUAGUGACUACAGCAACAGCAUCUGUUAAUCUAAAAGUGAGUCCUAAAAGAGGACGACCUGCAGCUACAGAAGUCAAGAUUCCAAAACCAAGAGGCAGACCCAAAAUGGUAAAACAGCCCUGUCCUUCGGAGAGUGACAUGGUAACUGAAGAAGACAAAAGUAAGAAAAAAGGGCAAGAGGAAAAACAACCUAAAAAGCAGCUUAAAAAGGAUGAAGAGGGCCAGAAGGAAGAAGAUAAGCCAAGAAAAGAGCCAGAUAAAAAAGAGGGGAAAAAAGAAGUUGAAUCAAAAAGGAAAAAUUUAGCUAAAACAGGGCUUACAUCAACCUCUGAUUCUGAAGAGGAAGGAGAUGAUCAAGAAGGUGAAAAGAAGAGAAAAGGUGGAAGAAACUUUCAGACUGCUCAUAGAAGGAAUAUGCUGAAAGGCCAACAUGAGAAAGAAGCAGCAGAUAGAAAACGCAAGCAAGAGGAACAAAUGGAAACUGAGCAGCAGAAUAAAGAUGAAGGAAAGAAGCCAGAAGUUAAGAAAGUGGAGAAGAAGCGAGAAACAUCAAUGGAUUCUCGACUUCAAAGGAUACAUGCUGAAAUUAAAAAUUCACUCAAAAUUGAUAAUCUUGAUGUGAACAGAUGUAUUGAGGCCUUGGAUGAACUUGCUUCACUUCAGGUCACAAUGCAGCAAGCUCAAAAACACACAGAGAUGAUUACAACACUGAAAAAAAUACGGCAAUUCAAAGUUAGUCAGGUUAUCAUGGAAAAGUCUACAAUGUUGUAUAACAAGUUUAAGAACAUGUUUUUGGUUGGUGAAGGAGAUUCUGUGAUCACACAAGUGCUGAAUAAAUCUCUUGCCGAACAAAGGCAGCAUGAGGAAGCAAAUAAAACCAAAGAUCAAGGGAAGAAAGGGCCAAACAAAAAGCUAGAAAAGGAACAAACAGGUUCAAAGACUCUAAAUGGAGGAUCGGAUGCUCAAGACAGUAAUCAACCACAACAUAAUGGAGACAGCAAUGAAGAAAGCAAAGACCACCAUGAGGCCAGCAUUAAGAAAAAGCCAUCCAGUGAAGAGAGAGAGACUGAAAUAUCUCUGAAGGAUUCUACACUAGAUAACUAGGUUGACAUACCUGGAAUAUAAAGAACAUUUGAGAAGUUUGUAAUGGUUUUCAUUCGAAAUAUUUAGACUGCUGAAAGUUUUAAAUUUUUAUAAGCAUAGGUUUUGAGGUUUAAAACUUGCUUUGAGGGAGAAAUCUCCUUACCUUUGUUUAAAAGUGACUAAACAUUGCUAAUUGUACUUGUGCAGUAUUAACAGCUACAUUAUACAGUAAAUGUGAGGGAAAGUCCAUUUUAGGAAACGUUAAACUGCUUUUCCAGACAUUGGUUGUAGUAUAUUUUCAAUUAGUGUGUGUAUGUUAAUGUGUAAUUGAUAGUAGAAAAAGGUUACAUUUUUAAAACUGCUACUUGUAUAAACCUUUCCUCUUUUCCCAAAUACUGUGGGUUUUGUGCAUAGUUUUUACAAAUCUUGGAUUUACCAGACUGUCUUUUCAUUGUUUGUGGGUUUUGUAGAAGUUAAUCAAUCAUUUUUACAGUAGAUAAAAUGUUACUUCUAUACAAGUAUUCACUCCCUCCCUUCUUUUAUCAAAAGUUAAUUUUAAUCUCAGUCUACAUUGUGCUACAUUAUCCUGCUGCUUUGUAACAAUGUGUGGUCUGUAUGCCUUUUUGUAUGACAACUAGAUAUCCAACUGACGUUGAACUUGUUCUACGGGGUACAAAACUCAUGUUAACUUUUGAAGGUAAUUUAGUUUUGUGGCUGGGAAUUCAGUGAAGUCACAUGAGUUUCCUGCAGCGAGCAGGAGUAUAUAUAGGAAUGAAUCUGGCUUUAGGGUUCAACCAUCUAAGAUCCUUUACAGGCACUAGUAGCUGAAACUGAAAACUAAAUGAUAAAAGUUUAUUUUUGAGAAAUGUCUCGAGUUUCUGAAUUUUUUUAAAAGUCACACAUUAAAGAAGUCACUAAGUAUUUUUUUAAUUGGAAAAAAUGCAAUCCAUAAUGCUUUUGCAGUAAAUAAAAGUAAAUACUAUAUAAGGAAACUAACCUAUUUGAAAACAUGGGUAUACCAGAAGGGAAUUUUUAUUUCUACGUCAUACAUGUGACAGGAUUGCAAAAAGUGGAAACA